Nomia melanderi (Alkali bee) is the source of this 1194-nucleotide messenger RNA. RefSeq names its product mitochondrial ribosomal protein L41 (gene mRpL41). Gene Ontology annotation, cellular component: mitochondrial large ribosomal subunit. Gene Ontology annotation, biological process: translation. NCBI's taxonomy places the organism in Eukaryota, Metazoa, Arthropoda, Insecta, Hymenoptera, Halictidae. The record is from RefSeq and is a predicted model, not a curated record. Gene Ontology annotation, molecular function: structural constituent of ribosome.
AAUAGGUAAAAGUAGGUAUGGAGAAGGUAACUUCUCGCGAGGGGAGUGUCACUAGAGUGCCUGCGGACAACGAUUUAGCAUCGUUGACUAGUGAAAUCCUGAUGCUACCUAGUGUCAAGUUGUAACAUUAAUAAUUGGAUGUGAUAAGUAGAUAGAUAUUAGAAUGGCAUCUACGUGUAUGAUCAUACGUCGUCAGAUCUCGACUUCGUCCGUUUGCUAUGGCAAGCGAAAUUUUCGAAAAUUUCUGUUAUACAAUAAGCGAGGCAGUCGUGCUUUUAAAGAAGCACAAAAGAAAAAUCCGGAUCCUCAUAUUCCAAUUGAUAAAAGAGGCGUAAGAGACACAGGCAUAAAAGUAGGAGAUAAAUUUGUUAAUAUACCAGAAAUGAUACCAGAACUUAUUGUACCUUCACUAAAGGAUUUUCCUUUAAAACCAUAUGUCUCUUAUCAAACUGAAGAUGUUAUACGCAAAGAAUUUACAGCUAAAGAUUUAUUUAAUCUAGUAUAUGCAGAAAAAAUUAAAAAAGACUUUGAAACUAAUCAAUUAGGACCAAAUGGUGAACCAUUAAAUCCUAAUGAAUAUGAAAAAUUAACACCUGAGGAUGCUAAAAUGUUGGCUGAUCAAACUGGUACAGAUAUUUUUACCGAAUACAAAUAUUGCCCUAAAUGGUAAACAUUAUUGUAUUUAUUGUAAAUAUAAGUUAGAACAAAGAAAUGGAAAAAAAGGAAAAUUUCUGGAAUUUGAAUAACCUUAAUAUCCUAUAAACAUAGAAGUAGCAUUUCAUUUUGCAGUCUGCAUAUGGUUUUAUUCAAUAUUUUCGUACACGCAAUGUAUACACUUGCUGACAAUUUUGCAGUUGAUAAAUAGUAAUUAUUUACUAUUACAUGUGACAGCAAGAAAACAAUAAAACAAAUAAUUUAUUGCAAAUGUAAAAACAGACAUUUCGGUUAGUAAGUUUUUUCUACUUCUCGUUCAUUUUGUAUUACCCAAUCUUAAUACAAUAUAUUAGAACAAGUCCUUAUUCAGGAGUAAGCAAUUACUUUGCAAAGUACUUGCUCAUGUAAUAGAUCAACAUGUUGCUGAAAAAUAUGUCAUUGUUUUGACAAAAGUAAUUUUUAAAAUAAAUUUUAUUGGAAGUAAAGCGGUGUUUUUAGAAUUUAUUGUAAAAUAAAUGUAUGCAUUAAUCACCGAGCAUU